UUCGCAAGUGAAUCGUAGUUUGAACUCUGGCACUCAAGCACCAUCAAUUUGACAUGGCAACUGAUCGUUUCGCUGUGUAGUUUACUUUCAUUCGGCACUUAUCCAUUUCAGGAAAGCUCACGAAGUUUAACGUACAUCUAACAAUAUAAAACUCUAUAAAGUAAUUUGCAAUUUAGAAGAAUAAGAAAAAAUGGAUUAAAAAAUCGGAAUAACAAUUAUUGAAAACUUGUGGAAUAAUGUCUAAAAGGCUCAGCGGAGGGGAAGAAUUCGACAGUUUGAUAGCGCCUGUGAAAAUGUUAACUAGAUUUAUAUCAACUUGGCCAUUUGAUGAGCAGGAUCAUGCUACCGAUAAAUCAAUUUUUCGGUUCCGAUUAUUUCAAAUCAUUCAUUACGCGAUAAUUCUGGGAUUAAUGUUCGGCUUAGGGAUAGCGGUUUUGAUGGACGGUAUUCGCAAUUGGGGUGCGAUGGAGGAAUUGACCGAGUGCACCCUUAUAGCAUCUUCUUUUCUUUUAUGUUUUUUUCGUGUUAUCAUCUUCUUAUUCCAGUCGAAAAACGUGUUGAUAAUUGUGAGGGAUAUGCGGAAGGACUGGGCGACCUCGUCUGAAGAAGAUAGGAAAGUUUUGAGAAAAAAUUGUGGUUCUUCUUAUAAACUGGCUAAAUUCUUCAUAUCGAGUGUGGUUUUUACCAUCAUCGCAUUUAUGGCCAUGCCUGCUUUGGAAAUCGUCGUACUUGGAUCGGAAGAACGGAAUCUACCUUUCCGUGGUUACUUUGGCAUCGACGCAUCGCAGUCACCAAUUUACGAAUUACUUUACGCUCUCGAAGUGUCCGGGGGAGCAAUAGGAGGUGCUACGAUUGCUGGGGUAACCAGUUUCAAUUUGGUAACGAUAAUGCACGCAAGUGCAAAAUUUUCCGUUCUCCAAAGACAUAUAUCACUCAUUAAGAAUGACGAUGAAAGAUCUAAAGACCUCCUUCGCUCGUGUAUUCAGGAGCACCAAAAAGCAAUUGAAUUUGCCGACAGGCUCGAGGAGGUCAUUAACAAAGUGGCUCUUGGUCAGUUUCUAUCCAGCACCGGAAUGGUCUGUUUUGCAGGACUUCAAAUAACGUCGAUGUUGGAGGACACUGGUCGUCUGAUGAAGUACUCGUCUUUCUUGAACUCUGCUAUAUUCGAACUAUUCAUCUUUAGUUUCAGUGGAAAUGAAUUAGCGGUGCAGAGUGGAGGAAUCGCCAAUUCCGGUUUCAAUAGCGAUUGGGUCGGCAGUUCCUUUGGUAAAAAUCUGCAGAUUAUGAUGAUGAGGGCAACAAAACCAAGUAAAAUAACAGCUGCUAAAUUCUAUGAUAUGUCACUGGAGAGUUUCUCAACGGUCCUGAGCACUUCCUUCUCGUACUUUACUACUUUGAGAGCAGUGAACGAAGAAGGUUGAUAGAAAAUUUACCACAAAACUAAACCUCGUACGAUAUUAUAACGGAGAUUAUUGC
Athalia rosae (coleseed sawfly) is the source of this 1476-nucleotide messenger RNA. Its product is annotated as odorant receptor 4-like. Gene Ontology annotation, cellular component: plasma membrane. Gene Ontology annotation, biological process: detection of chemical stimulus involved in sensory perception of smell; sensory perception of smell. The transcript is spliced from 6 exons. The record is from RefSeq and is a predicted model, not a curated record. The coding region runs from base 237 to 1421 and encodes 394 amino acids. NCBI's taxonomy places the organism in Eukaryota, Metazoa, Arthropoda, Insecta, Hymenoptera, Athaliidae. Gene Ontology annotation, molecular function: olfactory receptor activity; odorant binding.